Messenger RNA from Marchantia polymorpha subsp. ruderalis, 1530 nucleotides. The record is from the annotation of a GenBank genome assembly. NCBI's taxonomy places the organism in Eukaryota, Viridiplantae, Streptophyta, Marchantiopsida, Marchantiales, Marchantiaceae.
GCCACGGAGCUAAUCACAAUUAACACGUCAUUGAGGAAGCUCGAGAUUCGGUCGAGUAUAGAUGCUGUGCGCCGCUCGUCAGCGCUCACAUUUGCGAUUCGAAUUCUGCUGCCACACUUGCGCUCGAAGCUCUCAACUGUCUCUGUUCGAAGUGCGCAGCCAUGUCUGGACGCGGCAAGGGAGGUAAGGGUUUGGGCAAAGGAGGCGCCAAGCGUCAUAGGAAGGUGUUCAGAGAUAACAUCCAGGGAAUCACCAAGCCCGCCAUCAGGCGUCUGGCCCGACGAGGAGGAGUGAAGCGUAUCAGCGGGCUGAUUUACGAGGAGACUCGCGGAGUUCUGAAGAUCUUUCUGGAGAAUGUGAUCCGAGAUGCGGUGACGUACACGGAGCACGCGAGGCGCAAGACUGUGACUGCUAUGGACGUGGUGUACGCGCUGAAGAGGCAGGGAAGAACUCUGUACGGGUUCGGGGGGUAGAAUGUGCUCUGCCGUGCCCAUUGGUUUGAUAGUCUUUGCUGUGACGGGUGCACAAUUUUCCACGGUCUGGAUUUUUUGAGUGCUAUUUUUGUUUCUAGGCAGAGUGAGGUUCAUUUUCUGCUCGUGGAAAGGUACAUCCGUGCACUUUGUAUCCCGUCUGCGAAUAGUUCGAUUCGACAAUUCGUCGAGUUAUAUAAGCCAGGCCUUUCGGGCGUAGUCGGGAGAUAUCAAUUGUAAAUAUAAACGUAGCUCGAGAUUAAUCCCGCCGAACAUUUUUUUGGGGUUUGAUCCCAGUAUGUACAUUACACUUCAGAUUUAAGUUUUGAAAGUCUCGUUCCAUUUGAACAGGACUUCAAGAAGCCUCUAUUCAGUACUUUCCCGGUCUUCCUGUCAUGGUGCAUCACCUCAGUAGAUUGAGAAACUUGAUGUAGGUUGAAUGAUUACUGUUCGACAGAAUCUACGAUAUCUUGUAAGUGGUACUCCACAAGAUAAGAAAGCCUGUCAGUGUAUUCGAACGUUAUGAGGAGCUCUCACUUUCUCCCUUUCUCCCUCAGUUAACAAGGGAGGUCCUCAUUAAGUUGGAACACAUUGACAGGCUUUCUUAUCGAAUCAUUCGAAUUCAAUGACAUCAUCUUCACUUUUUCCCUGCUUCUCUGCUGCGCUUAACAAUUGCAGCAACUGGCGUAUCCAAAGAGUGAAUUAAUCGACAUUUGCUGCAACAGUUGAGUAUAAUCAACAUAUUUGGGACACUCGAAAAUUCUGUUAUAUUGUCGCAGAUUUAACUCAGGUCCUUCAGCCUAGCCGAUUCAAUCAGGAAUUGACAUCUAAAAUCAUUUGCUCCGCACAUCUUGAAAAUGGAAAAAUGAUAUAGAUGAUAAAGCACUCAACAAAUCAACAUUGUAUAUACACAAAUACCUUUGCGAGUAAGCAAACCUCGGCCACCGAAGGCCAACACUAAGUACUGUACGUAAGUUUCAUCACGAGCAAACUCUGAAUGUCAAGAAUCUUGAAAACACUAUUGCUCCGUAAAUCAUUUACACUCACCACUUCAAUAGGA